CUAUUGGAUGAUUCCAGUGGGAAAAGAUUAGACUCUUCAGAAGCUAAUUGACUAGGGCAGGAUCAGGAAGACAAUAUACACCAGAAGGAAGGUUAUCUACAAUGGAAGAAUGCAAGGAAGAACAGCUAGAUUAUGAGUCAGAGAAAAUGGAAAUCUUAAGAUUGGCCCAGUCAAAGAGGAAUAUUAUCAGUUUGAACAUGGACCUUGAAAAGGAUAUGCAGAGAAUAGAUGAAGCAAAUCAAGAACUUCUUCUCCAAAUCCAAGAGAAAGAAAGUGAGAUUCAAAGGCUGGAAAAUGAAGUCACCCAAAUAAGAGAUGCUGUAGAAGAUGAGGAAUGGGAGAAAGAGAACUGUGCCACCAUGGAAAGGGAAAAAGCCUUGCAGGAGGUGGAGGAAGAAACAGCCAGACUAGAAAGAAAGAAUGAAACUCUGGUCCACAGUAUAACGGAACUUCAAAGAAAGCUUACCAGGAAAUCACGAAAGAAAAACAAGCAUGAAGAAGGUGACCAGGAUGAAACUUCAGAAGACUCAACGCCCACAAUUCAGAGUGUGUAUGAAGCCUCUGAAGAAAUGUAUACACUGAAAAUAGAAGCAGAAAAUUUUAAGUUACAACAGCUGGAAGCUUCCUGUGCAGACCAAGAAAAGGAGCUGGUCAAGGUAAUGGAAGAUUAUGCAUUUGUGGCCCGGCUCUGUGAAGAUCAAGCCCUCUGCAUAAAGAAAUACCAAGAAACUUUGAGGAAAAUAGAAGAAGAACUAGAGACUCGAUUCCUUGAGAGAGAAGUAUCAAAAGUCUUAAGCAUGGACUCUGUGAGAAAAGAUUGUAACAGUCAAAACAAUGAGUACAAUUCUAUCCGAAAAAGAGCAGCUUUGUUCAGUAAAAGGGUUUUCCGUUACCUCUUUUUCACCACCCUGUUUUUCAUCAGACUGCUGGGAUACGUGCUCUUUCAUUUAAGUUUUAUAAAUCCAGAUCUCCUCGUCAACCUACUGCCCAAACUACUGAACAGGGGUGUCUUGUGGAAGUUGAGAUGCUUCCUCUUUCCAUCUCUCACGCUCGAGACAGAGGACAUGUUACCUCACUGAUCCCAAGAGGCAUGCUUGGACAAAUGGAGGGCAAGUGGAGUGCGCCUACAGAAGGGAGGUGGCGGAACGUGUGCAGGGAAGAAGUUUUCCUCAGGUUUUUCCUUUGAGGUUUGCCUAUCCAACCAACUUCCUUCUCUCUCAGUAUCAUUUUCCUAAGAUUAACCUUGCCCAGUAAAAUGCUCUCUGAACAGA
Molecule: messenger RNA, 1271 nt
Organism: Ictidomys tridecemlineatus (thirteen-lined ground squirrel)
Lineage: Eukaryota; Metazoa; Chordata; Mammalia; Rodentia; Sciuridae
Source: RefSeq, a predicted model, not a curated record